UGCUACAUGGCCGCGUUUCGUCAAGCCCGCCGCCUGCCACCAGCGGGCUGCAGCCGCCCGUCGCGGUCGGUCUACGCAUUCUGGAAUCCCCCCUGAGCCCUGAGCCCUGACGGCUGCUGCAUCCGAAGAUGGCCGGAGCCAGAUCCGCGGCCCUGCUCGCGCUGCUCCUCCUGGUCAGCGCGGGGGCGUUCUCGGGGGCGGCCGCCGCUGCUGCCGGGGCGAGCAAGAGCAAGGGCGGGUCGGGCCGCGGCGGGCUGCCGCCGUGCCGGGAUCUGGCGACGCGGGGCGAUUGCGCGGCGCGCAGCGGGUGCCGGUGGUGCCGCAGCGAGGCGCUCGACGACAUGUGCUUCGGGGCCACCGAGGCGUGGCGCCUCCCGCGCCAGGUCUUCUCCUGCGACCCGCCCUCCGGCGCCGCGAAUGCCCGGAAGUAAUGCCGCCGCCGCCAGAGCUCCGGCUUCGGGAUCUCGAUCUGACCUUUGGUGUCGCCGGGCUCUGGUUGUUUCCUUCUGGAAUCUGGAUCUGAGAUUUACGAUAACGUGUUUACUGCUGAUGUGUGAUUGUUUCAUGGAUUGCCUUGUGCAUUGUACUGUAAAAUCUGGUCGAAAUCCGACCUCAGCGUCGCAAAUGACACUGUCGAUUCUCUUCUCAAAAUGCACGACCUGUCAUUAGGAUGAUUUACUUA
Messenger RNA from Panicum virgatum (switchgrass), 682 nucleotides. RefSeq lists its product as uncharacterized. The record is from RefSeq and is a predicted model, not a curated record. NCBI's taxonomy places the organism in Eukaryota, Viridiplantae, Streptophyta, Magnoliopsida, Poales, Poaceae. Bases 129 to 431 code for a protein of 100 amino acids. The transcript has a single exon.